Messenger RNA from Andrographis paniculata, 1613 nucleotides. RefSeq names its product AP2-like ethylene-responsive transcription factor TOE3. The coding region runs from base 69 to 1418 and encodes 449 amino acids. The record is from RefSeq and is a predicted model, not a curated record. The transcript has 9 exons. Gene Ontology annotation, molecular function: DNA binding; DNA-binding transcription factor activity. Gene Ontology annotation, biological process: regulation of DNA-templated transcription. Lineage: Eukaryota; Viridiplantae; Streptophyta; Magnoliopsida; Lamiales; Acanthaceae.
UUUAAUUAUUUGGCAACAACUCCUCUCCCCUCCCUUCCCCUCUCCUGUCCUAAAUUCGAUUUUCGGAAAUGUGGGAUCUGAACACCUCGCCGGAGAUAAUUAAUCAUUCGGCCGGAGAAAAUAACGGAUCGGAGAUCAGGCACGGCAGCGCCGACGCCAAGGGGAAGAGGGUUUUCUCAGAAGAUAAUUAUAAUCAAGAAAUCAUUAAUGGGGAAAACGAGAGGAAGAAGAUGAUGAUCAGGAGCAGCAGCAAGAUCUUUGGCUUUUCCGUUCCUCAUCAUCACAGAUACACUAAUUCCGACGAGAUUACCUCGUGCUCCUCGCCGGUGACGCGGCAGUUCUUGCCCGUCGAUGACCCCCCGCCAGUUUUCGCCGCUGCACAUUCAAAGAUGCGAUUUCCCCCCGCCGCCGCCGCCGGCGGGGUUAAAUUCCAUCAGCCGGAACUCCACGGCGGCAGCAGCUGUAAUAUCUUCGGCAACUCCAAUAUGCUGCAGCCUCUGAAGAAGACCCGCCGCCGUGGCCCGAGGUCCCGGAGCUCCCAGUUCCGCGGCGUCACGUUCUACCGGAGAACUGGACGUUGGGAGUCACACAUAUGGGAUUGCGGGAAGCAAGUAUAUUUAGGUGGAUUCGAUACAGCAGACGCAGCAGCCCGUGCAUACGAUAGGGCAGCCAUAAAGUUUCGAGGAGUGGAAGCAGACAUUAACUUCACUUUAAUGGACUAUAAACAAGAUUUCGGCCUGAUGAGCAAUUUAACCAAAGAGGAAUUUGUUCAAGUGCUUCGUCGACAGAGCACUGGUUUUCCAAGGGGAAGUUCGAAGUAUAGAGGUGUCACUUUACACAAAUGUGGGAGAUGGGAAGCUCGACUUGGCAGAUUCUUGGGGAAAAAGUACGUUUAUUUGGGGCUCUUUGAUACUGAAAUCGAAGCUGCCAGGGCUUAUGAUAAAGCUUCCAUCAGAUUGAAUGGAAAGGAAGCUGUCACCAAUUUCGAUCCGAAUACUUAUGUCGAAGAACUCAAUGCUGCUACUGCUGCAGAAUCUUCGUACAACAUUCUUGGUGCAGACCAUAAUCUGGAUUUGAGUUUGGGUAAUUCAGCAACAAAGCCAGCCAUUGCCAAUUCCAGGCCUAGAGAUCGACAUUCUUCACUGAUGCAAUUUCAACAAAGAGGAUUAAGGCCAGAGGUUAAUGUUAUGCAAUUUGGCACUGGUAAUCAUCCAUGGAGGAGGACGGCGGCGGCGGCGGCAACCACCUACCGCGGCGGCGCAGACACCCGAUUGCUGCUUCAAAACCAAACAAAUCACCAUUAUUAUUCGUCUCCAGGACCCUCCAAGAUGAACAAUGAAAUGCUCAGAUUUGGACAGGUGGAGACCACAAUUGAACCCUACAUGUUUCAAAAAAUAAACCCUCCAUUUACCUCAUAACAGUUUCUUUCGUUCGUCUUGUCGUCAGGUAAUGAUAAGAACUGAUGAUCGAUCAAAUUACUUACUUUUAUUAUAUAUGUUGGGACAUACAUUAAUUGUUUUAUUUUUCUGGCUUCUCUGAAUUAUCUGAAUUGUGAACAAACCUAAAUCAUGACAGACUUAUCAAUUUAGUCAGGAAAGCAUGCAGCAAUAUUA